AGCCUUAAUAUAGGCUGUAAAAUUCGCGUCGGGAAAAUUCUAUUGCAUAUUUCAUGGUGCAUCAAGUAAAUGACUCCCAUUAGUGCGCCCUAAUCUAUUAUUUGUGUGCUUCUGCAGUUUGGAUUUACUUAACUUUGUAUUGCUUGGGUUUUGGGAACUGGUCGCCUGGAAUUAAACUUAGACUUGCACUUGGACAAUGAUGCCGCAUCUAAAGUUGUCCGGUGUUGUUGGUGCGGCUGCUGGUUUUGUUGUGAUUUGAUUUGGUGCCACUUGCUAGCUGAUCUUGUUGCCGCAUUGCUGUUGGCCAGAAGUUGCUGCUGUUGCGGAGGGGCAGCGUUACAGUUCGGAAAAUCGGUCAAUGGAAACGGGCUUGUAAGCAGGUGCAAUCGCUUGCAGAGCCACAAAACACAAGACCCAGAGGCCAGGAGAGAUUGGAGCCACAGGCAUGUCGCUUAAGAAGGAGACACCCUCGGAUGUGCAACUGCACAUGGCAGCUAUGAGGGGAGAUGAGGUGGCUCUGCUUCGAGUUCUGGACAGCGGAAAAGUCCACGUUGAUUGCAAAGAUGAGGACGGUACCACCCCACUAAUCUUGGCUGCUGCCGGAGGACAUACGUAUUGCGUGAUGGAGCUGCUCGAUCAGGGAGCUGAUCCGAACUCUCGUCGUCUCACGGGCACCACGCCCCUCUUCUUCGCCGCCCAAGGCGGUCAUCUGGAUGUGGUGAAGAUCCUGAUGAAGGCGGGAGCUAAUGUGGACACGCCCUCUGCGGAUGGAGGCACGCCCCUCUUUGUUGCCGCCCAGGGCGGUCACGUGAAAAUCGUACGCGAGCUUCUGGACUGCGGAGCAAAUGUUAAUGCCCACAUGAAGGAUCGGGCGACACCUGUGUUUAUAUCUGCCCAGAAUGGUCAUCGGACGGUUCUGUCGCUGCUAAUUCAGGCUGAUGCGGAAAUCGAUAUCAAGCGAAUAGACGGUGCCACGCCCCUUUGGAUAGCCGCCCAAAUGGGCCAGGAUCACAUAUGCAAGGUGCUGCUGCAAAACGGUGCCAAUGUGGACACGGUGCGCUGCGAUGGCGCCACUCCUCUGUUUAAGGCGGCACACAAGGGACACGCUGCCGUAAUCACCGUGCUGCUCAAAUACCGGCCUAAUCUUGGCCAGCUGCCCAAUGGAGAGAGCGCCCUCCAUGCCGCGGCCAUGUUCGGCCACAUGACCGUCUGCAAACAACUGGUGGCAGCUGGCAGUGAUGUCCUGCUGAAGAAUCAGGAUGGACUGACGGCUCUGCAGUUGGCGCACCAGCAGAAGUACACCUCCAUCUGUGAUUAUCUUCAGGAACGGAUCCGGACAAUGGUGGCGCGCAGCGCGAAGGCAAUGGUCACGUCCGGAGUAUCGUCCACGGUCAAGACGAUGUCGGCGUAAGGGGAUAACAGCUUUUGAGAGACCACGCCUCCAAAGUACCUUUAUGCACAAUACCUUGGCCUUUUUGCUUGUGCCCGAUAAAGAGGCAAGGGAUUAGAGUGUUUUAUCGAAACUGAGCAAAAGUUAUUUGGAGAUAAAUUGGAAUCAAAGGUGAAAAAUGUUAUAAGCCAAUGAGAAGCUUGUUAAAGAUUUCAACGAACCUCAACUUGUUUUGCUCGGUGAAACACUCGCUCCUGCACAAAAAAUAACCAAAACUAAAAACCAAUAGUAAGAACACGUCCAAACUAAACUUAAUGGCCUCCCCCAAGGAAACCAAACUAUUUAUUAAAUAAGCCGAAUCAUUCAUAUUAAAAACCACUUGGAGCUUGUAUUUUGAAUUUAACAUUAACCAUAACAAUAACGUUAACGUUAACAAAUACUAUAUAAAUGUUAACAAGGACCCGAAAAGAGAAUGUUACAAUGCCCCCUGUACAUAACCAUAUAUAUAAACUUAUAUUUAAAUUAUAUCUAAAGCUAUUUAUAGACCUACUCUACCCUAAGCAAUUGUUGACAAGUGCUUUAAGUUUAAACGCCUUUUUGUCCAUAAAUUAGAAAUUAUUUACAAUCGAUGGCUUUCUGCUUGUUUCCCUGUAAAGUAGAUACGAUAAUUAAUUAAUUUCUUACUUUAUUACAUUUUAAGUAUAGCCCACAAUUUUGCAAGUUUAAUAAAUUGACACACGAUUAA
Molecule: messenger RNA, 2135 nt
Organism: Drosophila eugracilis
Lineage: Eukaryota; Metazoa; Arthropoda; Insecta; Diptera; Drosophilidae
Product: ankyrin repeat domain-containing protein 29
Exons: 5
Coding region: 446-1411 (321 amino acids)
Molecular function (GO): protein binding
Source: RefSeq, a predicted model, not a curated record